UUGUGAUCGUGUCCGGUCCUGUCAGUUCCUCAUCUCCACAGACCCGCACCGGGACCACUUCACCACCGCUGAGGCUGAGGAACAGAGGCUCCCCGACCACGACCAGGACCACCACCAGGACCAAGACCACCACCAGGACCAGAACCAUGGGUCUAACCAGCGAUCCGAACUACCAGAAGCUGCAGCAGUGGUACCAGGCGAAUGGCGGAAGUCUGAAGAUGAGGGACCUCUUCGACGGAGACCAGGACCGGUUCAGUCGCUUCAGCACCACUCUGGAGACGGACGAUGGAGAAAUCCUGCUGGACUACUCCAAGAACCUGAUCGACCAGGACGUCCUGUCCAUGCUGCUCGCCAUGGUCCGGUCCCGGGGCGUGGAGGAGGCCAGAGAGAAGAUGUUCUCUGGAGAGAAGAUCAAUUUCACAGAGGGGCGUGCUGUGCUCCACGUCGCUCUGCGUAAUCGUUCAAACACGCCGAUCACCGUCGACGGUAAAGACGUGAUGCCAGAGAUCAACGGUGUGUUGGACAAGAUGAAGGCCUUCUGUCACAAAGUUCGCAGCGGCGAGUGGCGAGGCUUCAGUGGGAAGAGCAUCACUGAUGUCGUGAACAUCGGCAUCGGAGGAUCUGACCUGGGACCUCUGAUGGUGACGGAGGCUCUGAAGCCGUACUCCACCGGGGGACCGAACGUUUGGUUCAUCUCCAACAUUGACGGGACUCACCUCGCCAAGACCCUCGCUCAGCUCAACGCAGAGAGCACGCUCUUCAUCAUCGCCUCCAAGACCUUCACGACCCAGGAGACCAUCACCAACGCAGAGUCGGCCAGAGACUGGUUCCUGCAGGCGGCCAAGGACAAAUCUGCUGUCGCCAAACACUUUGUGGCUCUUUCCACCAACGCACCCAAAGUGAGUGACUUCGGCAUCGACACGACGAACAUGUUUGAGUUCUGGGACUGGGUCGGAGGUCGUUACUCCCUGUGGUCUGCCAUCGGUCUGUCCAUCGCUCUGCACAUAGGCUUUGAAAACUUCGAGCAGCUUCUGGCUGGAGCUCACUGGAUGGACAACCACUUCCGUGUGGCCCCCCUGGAGAGCAACAUGCCCGUGCUGCUCGCCGCGCUCGGCGUCUGGUACGUCAACUUCUUCCAGGCAGAGACUCACGUGAUGCUGCCCUACGACCAGUACCUGCACCGCUUCGCCGCCUACUUCCAGCAGGGUGACAUGGAGUCCAACGGGAAGUCGGUGACCAGCGCCGGGAGGCGUGUGAACUACAACACGGGGCCAAUCGUGUGGGGGGAGCCGGGGACCAAUGGGCAGCACGCCUUCUACCAGCUCAUCCACCAAGGUACUCGUAUGAUUCCUGCUGACUUCCUCAUUCCUGCUCAGUCUCAGCAUCCAAUCAGAGACAAUCUCCACCACAAGAUCCUGGUGGCGAACUUUCUGGCCCAGACAGAAGCUCUGAUGAAGGGGAAGACGUCUGAGGAGGCUCGUGUAGAGCUGGAGGCCGGCGGCCUGGAGGACGGCGCUCUGGAGAAGCUGCUGCCUCACAAAGUUUUUGAAGGAAACAAACCGAGUAACUCCAUCGUCUUCAAGAAGUUGAGCCCGUUCACACUGGGACUUCUGAUUGCGAUGUACGAACACAAGAUCUUCGUUCAGGGCGUCAUGUGGGACAUCAACAGCUAUGACCAGUGGGGGGUGGAGCUCGGGAAGCAGCUGGCGAAGAAGAUCGAGCCGGAGCUGAAGGACGCCGCCGAGGUUACGACCCACGACUCGUCCACCAACGGCCUCAUCAACUUCCUGAAGAAGAACUUCGCCUGAGUCCUGGACCCCUCCUCCUCCUCCUUCUCUUCCUCCUCAUCAUCUUCCUCCUCCUCCUCCUCCUCCUCCCACUGUCUGAGCACUUUGUCUUUAAUGUUUAACUUUAAAAACAAAGAUAAACAUCCUGUAACCUGUUUCUGUAGGUGACACCACACACACACACACACACACACACACACACACACACACACACACACACACACACACACACACACACACACACACACACACACACACACACACACACACACACACAGAACUAUAAUAAACGCCGUGUCUCUGGA
Messenger RNA from Scophthalmus maximus (turbot), 2092 nucleotides. RefSeq names its product glucose-6-phosphate isomerase a (gene gpia). Bases 147 to 1808 code for a protein of 553 amino acids. The record is from RefSeq and is a predicted model, not a curated record. Gene Ontology annotation, cellular component: cytosol. The transcript has 18 exons. Gene Ontology annotation, molecular function: monosaccharide binding; glucose-6-phosphate isomerase activity; carbohydrate derivative binding. Gene Ontology annotation, biological process: glycolytic process; gluconeogenesis; glucose 6-phosphate metabolic process. NCBI's taxonomy places the organism in Eukaryota, Metazoa, Chordata, Actinopteri, Pleuronectiformes, Scophthalmidae.